Belonocnema kinseyi is the source of this 1524-nucleotide messenger RNA. RefSeq lists its product as uncharacterized. Bases 1 to 1524 code for a protein of 507 amino acids. The record is from RefSeq and is a predicted model, not a curated record. Lineage: Eukaryota; Metazoa; Arthropoda; Insecta; Hymenoptera; Cynipidae. Gene Ontology annotation, molecular function: acyltransferase activity. The transcript is spliced from 5 exons.
AUGGUUCAGUUAGCAGUGGCAAUAGAACCAAACCGAGGGUACGACCAGGCAGUGGCCCCGGACAAACCCAAGAACAUCGUUUUAAAUAGUCGGAACAACUCAGAAGGGACAUCCUUACCUGCUGGCAAAACCUAUUGGCGCGAAGAGGAUACAUGCAAAGGCUGUAUGAACGUUAGGUCGAUAUGCAUCCGGAAUAAGCUCAUAAAAUGCCUCAAAAUAAUAGAACCACUGCAAAAGCUGUUGAAAAAGGAAGUAAAGUGGGAAUGGACUGAUAAACAGGAACAGGCAUUCACGACUGUUAAACACUUACUGACAACAGCACCAAUUUUAGCCUGCCCUAAUUUUAGAAGUCCAUUCCAACUUGAAACCGAUGCUACUGAUACAGGGUUGGGAGCUGUAUUAACACAAAACAUUAACGGUGAAAAUUUUGUAAUAUCUUUUGCAAGUAGAAGUCUUAAUAGCACAGAACGAAAAUACUCUGCUUCCGAAAAAGAAUGUUUAGCCGUAGUAUGGGCAAUAAGAAAAUUUAGACCGUAUUCAGAGGGUUAUUCUUUUAAAGUUAUUACAGAUCACAUUGCUUUGAAAUGGCACCAUAACUUAAAAAAUCCAACAGGUAGACUAGCCCGAUGGGCUUUAGAAUUAUUAGAGUACGAUUACGAAAUUAUGUACAGAAAAGGAAGUUUAAACCAUGUCCCAGAUGCGUUAUCAAGGUCAAGUGAAAAGGAUAUAAAAGUUUCAAAUAUUUUAGCCAGCAUAAAGGAAACCGAGGAAAAUGAUUUUAAAGAAAUAGAGGACAAUUGGUACAAAACUAAAAUGAUACAUGCUGCUGUACUGCGAUCUGGCAUUUCUGCAGCGAAAGUUCAAGAAGUUUAUAUGGGAAAUGUUUGUCAAGCAGCUGUUGGCCAAGCACCAGCCAGACAAUCUACUUUAUUUGCAGUAAAACAACCACCAAUAAACGAAACUCCGGAGGAAAAGCUAGUGAGGCGAGAAGAAGAAGAAAAGAUGAGGAAAGAGGAAAUUGAGAGGGCCAUGCAAAAAGAAAUUAAAAAGAUCAGAGAUAGGAAGUUAAUAGAAGAAAGAUUUGAAAUGUACAAUGAAUACGGAUCAAGAAGAGGGGUUCCCAGGAUUAAAAAAAAGGCUGAGGAAAAAGGAAUUUGUUAUAAUUUGCCGACAAUGGAGGAAAUAAGGAAAGGAAUUAAGGAAAGGAAGAUAAAAGAGAAAGAAGAAAAGGAUAAACAAUUAAAAUUAGCCAAGGAGAAAGAAGUAGAAGAAAUAGAUGAAGAAUGGAGAACUCACAGAGCUAAAUUGAGAGACUGGGAUAGAGAAAAUAAAAAAAGAUUAAUAAAGGAAGCCGAAGAAAGACAAAAAAGAAUGGAAGUACAAAAGGAACAACGGGAAUUAGAAGAGAUAGCUAAACUGCCACCGGAAGAAGCAACGGCCAGAAAUAAGGAAUUUAUUAGAAAUAAAUCAAGAAAGACACAGAUUAAAGAAGAUGUGGAACAGUUUUUGGCACAAUGCAUUUAA